Molecule: messenger RNA, 1231 nt
Organism: Phragmites australis (common reed)
Lineage: Eukaryota; Viridiplantae; Streptophyta; Magnoliopsida; Poales; Poaceae
Exons: 7
Coding region: 163-693 (176 amino acids)
Molecular function (GO): protein binding
Source: RefSeq, a predicted model, not a curated record
GCCCCAUUGCCAAUGGUGGUCCACUAGUCUGGACCGAGUCCGACGACUUCUUCGGUGCGCCGCCCGCCCUCCUCGUUACAUCGGCUCGCCGGCGACUGGUCCGGGCGGCACAGACCGGGAGAAGGAAGGCGCCGAAUCGGGAGGCUCUGGCCGGAGGGAUCCAUGUUUACGAACGCUCAGCGCCAGGUCGAGCGCACCGGCCGCUACGGCACUCCACGAGAUCAGUACCUUCAGGAUCUCGUGACCCAGUUCCAGAACUCCACGGAUGAAGAAUCCAAGGAGAAAGUAGUUGCAAACUUGGCAAAUUUCGCGUAUGACCCUUUUAACUAUGCCUUUAUGCGUCAGCUGAAUGUUCUUGAGCUAUUCUUGGACUGCAUCACAGAGCCGAAUGAAAGGCUUGUUGAGUUCGGCGUUGGUGGAAUCUGUAAUUCAUGUGUUGAUCCUGCAAAUGCUUCAGUCAUUAUUCAGUGCGGUGGCAUCCCAUUGAUUCUACAAUGCUUAUCAAGCCCAGUGAGGAAUACUGUGACUUAUGCACUUGGGGCUUUGUAUUAUUUAUGCAACCCUUCAACAAAGAAAGAGAUCCUGAAACCAGAUGUAGUUCGGAUUAUAAGAGAGUAUGCUGCAGCUGGAGCUGUUAACACCAGCUUCAGCAAUCUGGCUAAUGCUUUCCUGGAGAAGCAUGUUGGUUCGUGACCUACACUGAGAAUUUUAGAAUGGUGCGAUGUAAAAGUGUCAUAAUGUAAUAUACACGGGAAUGAGCAUUCUAAAAGACGGAGGAAAAUUGAUGCUUAUUCAAGCAGCCACUUGUUUCUUGAUGAGAGAACAUGCCCCGGGAUAGGCUGAAGAGAGAAUUCUUCCGCACCUCAGCAAGAACGGUGUCCUAGUUCUCAAAAUUCAGAAGUUACAUUAUCACAGUUUAGUCAUCUGUGGAAAUGAUGUGCAUGUUACCAGCCGUCUUGCUGCUCUUGUUCUUGGGUUGUUGGCGUGUCACCCAUGCUUGCUUAGCAACGUGUAGUGAAACUUCAGUAAGCAAUGUCUAACAGCAGCUGCUAAGACUUGAUAGGAUGGCACAUGGUGAUCUCUUUUAAGUGAGGUGUUGUUGUACCAGGGGAGCUUCUUUCUUCCCUCACAAUUUUGCAUACGACUAUGUAAACUUAGUACUAUUGUUUUUCUUAUGAUCCUGUUGCUCAUGCUUUAAGUAUGCCUAAUAUAUAUAUUUUUUUGCAUGGAA